Drosophila suzukii is the source of this 744-nucleotide messenger RNA. The record is from RefSeq and is a predicted model, not a curated record. NCBI's taxonomy places the organism in Eukaryota, Metazoa, Arthropoda, Insecta, Diptera, Drosophilidae.
CUGCGACUCGGCGAAGCUACUUUUGAUGCGUCUGGAUAUAUGUAGCCAGUAUUAGCAGAUCAUCUAAAUAGACGCAGACAUUGGAGCGGCUGGGUUUACUCGAUCCAUAAGCCUAACCAACCGCUGCGCCGCGUUGCAGAGGCCGAAAGGCAUCACCCAAAAUUGGUAGAGAGGCCGACCAGGAACUGUAAAGGCCCUCAAUUCCUAUUUCGAAUCCAAUUCGAUCUGCCAGAAUGCGAACUUCAACUGGAAAUGUAGUACGUUUGGUCGAUUCUAGAUAGUAUGCCAUCGAUACUAGGCAGUCUGGACACUACCGUCGGCCUGUUGCUCCACGGGCUCUUGCUCUCCUCGAUGACUUCGAGAGCCAACAUCUUGUCCACCUCAUCCUCGACCACCAUCUGGUUCCCGGGGCGACAUGGGAUACGGUCAAUCCUUGAAGACAUUAGCUCCUUCAAUAAGCGCGAUCGUGUGUUUUUCCCAGACCGUCCUCUUCAAACUGUUUUUUUUAAGCGAGAGCUGGCCUCUGGCAGCGCCAGUGUCCUCAAAGUCCACACACCGCAAACGGCCUUGCGGAGUCCCACCGAUAUCCGUGGUGGCCCAGACCCGGCAGCGCCAUCGUCUUCCAAGAACCACAAAGCCUCGUUUUCCCAUGCUGAAGGAACCACCAAACGAAGCCCAUAUCCGUGCUUGCUCCCUACUUCGCUAUCUUUUGGCAUGUUUUGCAAAAAUGAUCCUCACACCUAA